This is a messenger RNA of Coregonus sp. 'balchen', 11744 nucleotides long. The record is from the annotation of a GenBank genome assembly. NCBI's taxonomy places the organism in Eukaryota, Metazoa, Chordata, Actinopteri, Salmoniformes, Salmonidae.
AACGUCUGCAGUACGUUGUGGUGCACUGUGGGGACAACCUGUCACUCAAAGCUGGAUGGUGCGGUCGACGGGACCAGGUGUGGUGAGGACAAGGUGAGUGUAGUCUCUUCCAAGGACCAGGUGUGGUGAGGACUAGGUGAGUGUAGACUUCCUGGGAUAAAAACAUUGUAUUCUCUUGAUCUUCAUCCUCCUUACUAGGAUGACUUGAGGAGUUAGGUAAAAAAAAGUUUCAGCUGUUUUUGGUAGUGUGUUUGUAGUAGUGCACUGGAGACUGUGUUUUUGUACCCCCAAAUGUAAGAAAAUGAUGAGUUGGUUGAUGAAGACUCCAGUCAAAGGAUCUGAGACCUAGAAGAUUAUAAAUCCCUUGUGUUCACAAUGCUUCACUGAGCAUCCAAAUAAAGUAUUGAAAUGUGUCAUUGUCAGUGGUGCUUUGACGGGGAGUGUGUGGCGGUGGGAUACCAGCCUGAGAGCAUCAAAGGAGGCUGGGCUCCAUGGAGCGAGUGGUCUGCCUGUUCCAGAACCUGUGGGGCCGGAGUUCAGAACGCCCAGAGGGACUGCGUCAACCCAGUGUAAGUCCUAAUGGAUUAGUCUACCCACCUGCACCGGAGAAUUAGAAUUCGUAGAACGCACAUUCCCAUUCAAAGCAAUAUUCCGUGGUGUGUUGACCGGGGGCACAGGAUAGUCGAGGUAAUUGAGGUAAUAUGUACGUAUCAGAUAUGACAGUGGACCAUACAUGCACACCAUGCACCAUCUGCCAAUGGCCCUCUUAGGUAAUGGAACACAUUUAAUCCAUGUAUAACACAUUCAAUGUGAACCAUGUCACUUAUUGAACACAGAGAGUGUCACCAGCAUACUAAAGCCCUACUUGGCUAAUAUGUUAGGAACUGAAUAAUCUUCUCAUUCAUUUGGGCUUGAAUAGAGUAAUCAUUGUGCCAGGCUGGUUGUGUCCAUUUUGAAAUCAUUAUUUACAUUUUUACAUUUUAGUCAUUUAGCAGACGCUCUUAUCCAGAGCGACUUAGUUAGUGAGUGCAUACAUUAUGGUUGUGGAUAUGGAGUGGAGUCUUUUUCAAGUAGAGUCCAAGGUGUGUUCAGUGUCAUCUAUGAAAAACAUAUUUCUGUGGUACCUUAUUUAGUGUCUUGUUGCUGUGUCUGUGUUUCUCUGCUUAGAGGCGUAGGCAUAUUCUGACUGACCUUUUCUCUUGUGCAUGGCAGAUCCAGUGCUUAGACAGUGUCCUUGCAUUUUGAAAUAAACAUUAAAAGUGUAGAGCUCAAUAACAUUUUCUUUUAUAUUUUUCCACUUUUAUAUUUUCUUAUUUGUUGGAAUAUCGUCCUUUUUGAGGACCUUUUAAUCUGUUCCGCUGGCGGUGUGCUCGAUUUUAUACAACAGUCAGCAACGGUUGUGGCUGAAAUAGCCGAAUCCACUAAUUUGAAGGGUUGUCCACAUACUUUUGUGUAUAUACAGUGGGGGAAAAAAGUAUUUAGUCAGCCACCAAUUGUGCAAGUUCUCCCACUUAAAAAGAUGAGAGGCCUGUAAUUUUCAUCAUAGGUACAUGUCAACUAUGACAGACAAAAUGAGAAAACAAAUUUCCAGAAAAUCACAUUGUAGGAUUUUUAAUGAAUUUAUUUGCAAAUUAUGGUGGAAAAUAAGUAUUUGGUCAAUAACAAAAGUUUCUCAAUACUUUGUUAUAUACCCUUUGUUGGCAAUGACACAGGUCAAACGUUUUCUGUAAGUCUUCACAAGGUUUUCACACACUGUUGCUGGUAUUUUGGCCCAUUCCUCCAUGCAGAUCUCCUCUAGAGCAGUGAUGUUUUGGGGCUGUCGCUGGGCAACACAGACUUUCAACUCCCUCCAAAGAUUUUCUAUGGGGUUGAGAUCUGGAGACUGGCUAGGCCACUGGACCUUGAAAUGCUUCUUACGAAGCCACUCCUUCGUUGCCCGGGCGGUGUUUUUGGGAUCAUUGUCAUGCUGAAAGACCCAGCCACGUUUCAUCUUCAAUGCCCUUGCUGAUGGAAGGAGGUUUUCACUCAAAAUCUCACGAUACAUGGCCCCAUUCAUUCUUUCCUUUUACACGGAUCAGUCGUCCUGGUCCCUUUGCAGAAAAACAGCCCCAAAGCAUGAUGUUUCCACCCCCAUGCUUCACAGUAGGUAUGGUGUUCUUUGGAUGCAACUCAGCAUUCUUUGUCCUCCAAACACGACGAGUUGAGUUUUUACCAAAAAGUUAUAUUUUGGUUUCAUCUGACCAUAUGACAUUCUCCCAAUCCUCUUCUGGAUCAUCCAAAUGCACUCUAGCAAACUUCAGACGGACCUGGACAUGUACUGGCUUAAGCAGGGGGACACGUCUGCACUGCAGGAUUUGAGUCCCUGGCGGCGUAGUGUGUUACUGAUGGUAGGCUUUGUUACUUUGGUCCCAGCUCUCUGCAGGUCAUUCACUAGGUCCCCCCGUGUGGUUCUGGGAUUUUUGCUCACCGUUCUUGUGAUCAUUUUGACCCCACGGGGUGAGAUCUUGCGUGGAGCCCCAGAUCGAGGGAGAUUAUCAGUGGUCUUGUAUGUCUUCCAUUUCCUAAUAAUUGCUCUCACAGUUGAUUUCUUCAAACCAAGCUGCUUACCUAUUGCAGAUUCAGUCUUCCCAGCCUGGUGCAGGUCUACAAUUUUGUUUCUGGUGUCCUUUGACAGCUCUUUGGUCUUGGCCAUAGUGGAGUUUGGAGUGUGACUGUUUGAGGUUGUGGACAGGUGUCUUUUAUACUGAUAACAAGUUCAAACAGGUGCCAUUAAUACAGGUAACGAGUGGAGGACAGAGGAGCCUCUUAAAGAAGAAGUUACAGGUCUGUGAGAGCCAGAAAUCUUGCUUGUUUGUAGGUGACCAAAUACUUAUUUUCCACCAUAAUUUGCAAAUAAAUUCAUUAAAAAUCCUACAAUGUGAUUUUCUGGAAAAAAAAUUCUCAAUUUGUCUGUCAUAGUUGAUGUGUACCUAUGAUGAAAAUUACAGGCCUCUCUCAUCUUUUUAAGUGGGAGAACUUGCACAAUUGGUGGCUGACUAAAUACUUUUUUCCCCCCACUGUAUAGUGUAUCUAUGUCAAUGUGAGUCACCAGAGUUGAGCCACCGUCUCCCCCUCGCUAUCACAUGCCUUACAGCCACCUGGAAGUACUGUUAUCAUCCAUUUAAAGACAUGCCUGUUGUGCACUCUAACAGGAUGACACUCCACUCUACUCUCUCCUCUCCCCCAGUCCCCAAGUACAGAGGGAAGUACUGCGUGGGGGAGCGACGGCGCUACAAGACCUGUAACAGCACCCCUUGCCCCCCCAACCAGCCCUCAUUCAGACUCAUCCAGUGCAGUCACUUCAACACCAUGCCUUACAAGGGCAAGUUCUACAAGUGGGUGCAGGUCAACAACAGAGGUGAGUGUGCAUUGUUCUAGCUAGAUACUGUAGUUAGUAGAACAUCAACUGAAAUACUCCCCAAGCCCAUGAUAACACAGAAAACAUUUCCAGAUGUUCAUUUUUUAGCCUGUAUGUUUUUUGUAAACUUUAGAUUGAGUAGUGUGACAGUGCAGACAAGAGGAACUGACAAGAAAAUACACGAUCAAUUCAGAAACGUUUUUCAAAACCGUUCAUUGUUCGACAGCCGAGCAAGGCCUGUGGCAAUUUCAUGCAUGUUUGGAGUGUCAAUAAAGCAGGUGAUGUGAGUUGCGUAUUUGUUGCAUUGUGGUAUAUAUCAUGUUUCCCUCUAUUCACCUGGAACUAUGGAAAGUGUGCAAACAAACUAUUGUUUGCCAUUCCAAACUCCUUACUUUUACAACAGCACUUUGUAAUAUUUAACUGUACAGUGUGGGCUGUGUUUAUCAGGGAUAGCAAGAGAAAAUGGCUUAACAUAUGCAAUGUACUAGGUAAACAUUCCUCAAUUUACUUCCCUGAAUAGACAAGGUUGGAAACCAACGAUUCCUUGUCGAAAUAGAAACCAUUAUAUACAGUAUAGCACAGCAGCUCCUUGCGUGCCCAGCUCCUAAUUUACUGGGUUAUCAGCCUGAAGAAUGUUGAGACACGGGGGGCGCUAACCAGAUUAGCCCUGGCUGAAUUCAUGUGGGUGUGAUGAUAACCUUAAGCCUGAGUUAAGGUUACAUGGGUCUGUGCAGUGUCAAUAAUCUGCAGAGUGGUAUUCCUCUGACAGUGGAUAUAUUAAAAACAGUACGGAGCAUGUAAACCAGGGUAAUACUUGAACCCUACAGGAUAUAGACAUAAUGAAAUGAAUGGAAUAAGAGAUGGAACCGUUGUGGGUACUGUAGAGCCACAUCAUUUAUCAGCAUCGUGUAGUUAUGUCAUGUCUGUGUUAGUACUUCUGAAAUCUAAAUGAAUGGCUGCUUACAAUAAAACCCACAGCAAAGGGUUAUCCAAGUGAGCUUACAUGUUCAUAGGCAGUAUUUGAAAUAAGAUAAACUCACAAGCUAACCAUUACCCAACUGACAAGCUAACCAUUACCCAGCUGACAAGCUAACCAUUACCCAACUGACAAGCUAACCAUUACCCAACUGACAAGCCAACCAUUACCCAACUGACAAGCUAACCAUUACCCAACUGACAAGCCAACCAUUACCCAACUGACAAGCUAACCAUUACCCAACUGACAAGCUAACCAUUACCCAACUGACAAGCGAACCAUUACCCAACUGACAAGCGAACCAUUACCCAACUGACAAGCGAACCAUUACCCAGCUGACAAGCGAACCAUUACCCAGCUGACAAGCUAACCAUUACCCAGCUGACAAGCUAGCCAUUACCCAACUGACAAGCUAACCAUUACCCAACUGACAAGCUAACCAUUACCCAACUGACAAGCCAACCAUUACCCAACUGACAAGCCAACCAUUACCCAACUGACAAGCUAACCAUUACCCAACUGACACGCUAACCAUUACCCAACUGACAAGCUAACCAUUACCCAACUGACAAGCUAACCAUUACCCAACUGACAAGCCAACCAUUACCCAACUGACAAGCUAACCAUUACCCAACUGACAAGCUAACCAUUACCCAACUGACAAGCCAACCAUUACCCAACUGACAAGCCAACCAUUACCCAACUGACAAGCUAACCAUUACCCAACUGACAAGCUAACCAUUACCCAACUGAUUACACACAGUAACAUAUGACAUAAUGCUGCUUUGUCAUGUUAUGGUUCUGAUCAUGCUUAAGACAGCUUUGGUUGUCUUAAUGCCAGAUAGAGCCCUAAAGUAAAGUGAUACAUUGUCCCUAAAGUGACACCUAACCUGUUUGUGUUUGUCAGUGAACCCCUGCGAGCUGCACUGCCGUCCUUUGAACGAGUACUUCUCAGAGAAGAUGCUGGACGCCGUCAUUGACGGGACCCAGUGCUACGAGGGCAGCUUGAGCCGAGACAUGUGUGUUAACGGCAUCUGCAAGGUAGCGGCAACCUUUCCCCAGAAAUCUCUCUUCCUCUCUCUCUCUCGCUCUCGCUCUCUCAAAUCCCCAUCUCAAGCUGAGUAAACGUAACUUUCUAGCCUUGUGUCAAGUUCCCCUUGUUGACGCGCUUGUCUGGUCUCAACAUUGUGCUCAGGGACGUCAUUUGAAAUGCACUUUGUUUAGUCAAGCUGCUGCUUGUUUUCUCUGCAGAAUCAUCUAGAACAUUUGACAUUCUGUAUGAAAAUGAGUGUGCUGUUGGAAAGAAGUCAUUAUCUCCCACAAUACAGUCUCACUGUUGUCCAAUAUCUUCAUCCAAAAUGUCAGACUGUGCUCUAAGGUCUGAUUGGACCUAGAAUAAUAAUUAUACACUUUACCCAAGAUGCAUAAUUUGGUGAAUUGAUGUAGCAGGGACACGUUUUGUUGUGGUAACCCCAGAUGAACCGUUCUGUGUAAAUGCUGGCUUUGUUUAAUUGGUUUUAGCUGAAAGCAGUUAAAUAUUUAGUCUGUUUAUAAGCCAGUCAAAUAUUGAUGUUAGGAUCUAUGAUUUUAGCCGUUUAUCUUGUUUUAUUUACAUUUUCAAACAAGACCAACAUUGUGACCCUGGUCUUUGGUUUCCAUGGUUUGCACUCAUGUCCAAGACAUGGGUUGCGUUCCCCUGCACAGACGUUGCAUGCAUUAACCAAUGAUUGCGUGCCACGUCAUCGACUGUGCCGUUGCGCACCAGAUUGCUUUAACAUGUGAUGUGGUUAACUGAUACGUAAAAUACCUAUCCAGGCAUCGUAUGAUCUGGCAUGCGUCAGCAACGCCUGAGCAGAGUAACGCGCCCGUUAUCUAAAGACUGGAAUUUAGAGUUCACAAUGCAACUGAGGUUAAAGGGAAAGAUCACCUCAAGUUAAAGGGAUAGUUUCAUUUGUGAAUCAUCACUCUACAACAGGGCUGCCCAACACUCUUCCUGGAGAUCUUCCGUCCUGUGGGUUUUCAGUCCAACCCUAAUUUAGCAUAUCUGAUUCUACUUAUUGGCUGCUCAACAAGACCUUAACUAGCUGAAUCAGAUAUGCUAAAUUAGGGUUGGACUGAAAACCUACAGGACAGUAGAUCUCCAGGAAGAGGGUUGGGCAGCCCUGCGCUAGAGGGAUAGUUUACCCUAAAACAAAGUUUGUCAGAUGUUUUCAUACUGCACAAAGUCUAAAGUUUAGCUCAGUCCACACCAUCUGCUGUAUAGAUCUGGCUAGGCUGUAUCAGGAUAAAUCAGCAGGUCUCAAUUUCACCGAAACUACUGUAAAAAUGAGCUAUUGCACAUUCGUCAAACUCAUUCCACGGAGGGCCGAGUGUCUGCGGGUUUUCGCUCCUCCCUUGUACUUGAUUGAUGAAUUAAGGUCACUAAUUAGUAAAGAACUCCCCUCACCUGGUUGUCUAGGUCUUAAUUUAAAGGAAAAACCAAAAACCCGCAGAAUGAGUUUGACACCCCUGAGCUAUUGGAACCUCAAGUUGGCUCAAGUAAAAGUGAAAGUCACCCAGAACAAUACAACUUGAGUAAAAGUCAGAAAGUAUUUGGUUUUAAAUGUACUUAAGUAGCAAAGUAAAUGUAAUUGCUAAAAUAUACUUUAUCAAAAGUAAAAGUAUAAAUAAUUUCAAAUUCCUUAAAUUAAGCAAACCAGAUGGCACAAUUCUUGUUUUUAUAAAUUUACGGAUAGCCAGGGGCACACUCUAACACAAUUGACAAAUGAAGCAUUUGUGUUUAGUGAGUCCACAAGAUCAGAGGCAGUAGGGAUGAGCAGGGAUGUUCUCUUGAUAAGUGUGUGAAUUUGACCAUUUUCCUGGCCUCUUAAGCAUUCAAAAUGUAACGAGUACUUUUGGGUGUCAGGGAAAAUGUAGUACAUUAUUUUCUUUAGGAAUGUAGUGGAGUAAAAGUAGUCAAAAAUAUAAAUAGUAAAGUACAGAUACCCCCCCCCAAAAAAAAAAAAAAAAAAAAAAGUUGUACUUUAAAGUAUUUUUACUUAAGUACUUUACACCACUGAACAUUAGAUCACGUUUGAGCUAUGGAAAUGUUUGUCAAACGUUGUUUUUAAGGUGAACUAUUCCUCUGAUGAUAAAUGCUCAUUCCUGAGUCAUGUCACUCUACAGGAGAUUGGAAAGCCUUGUGCUCAAAAGUUUCCCUCACAUUUUGUUUUUGCAUGUCAGACAGGUGAUGUUCGUUCAUGUAUGCAUGCAUGACUGUAAGUUGCUUUGGAUAAAAGCGUCUGCUAAAUGGCAUAUUAUAUUAUAUUUAUGUUAUUUUUCUGCAUCACCUCAGACAACACAAAUUUUUUUUAUGAUCUCAGUGACUUAAUAUCUGGCAGAACAACUGUGAUUUUGAAUAUUUAAUGUUUUUCUGAUCCAUUUUUUAUUUUGACCACAUUCUUUCCACACAACGUUAUUAUAGUACGUACUAUGCUUCUUUUUGGAAAAGACACGUGAAUAUUUUACUUGCAAGGUGGACGUAUUGAUGGAUACAGUCAUCAUCUCCCACAAUAAGUCUCACUCUUGUCCAAUAUCUUCAUUCAAACUUUCAGACUGUGCUCUAAGAUCUGAUUUGGACGUAGAAAAGAAUUUGGUGACUUCAUGUAGCGGGGACACAUUUUGUUGUGGUAACCCCAGUUGAGUUGUUCUGUUUUUAAAUGUUGGCUUUGCUUCAUUGGUUUUGGCUGAAAGCAGUUAGGGUUAGGAUCCACCUGUUUAUAAGCCAGUCAAAUAUUAACGUUAGGAUCCAACGGUGAAUUUGAAUAUAGAACGUUUCUCUGAUCAGUUUUCAUUUUGUCCAUAUUCUUUCCAAAUAACAUUAGUAUAGUGGAUGGAUAGUUCGGUGGCUUCAUGUAGCAGGGGACACAUUUUGUUGUGGUAAAACCCCAGUUAUCAAAUGCUAAUUCCCGAGUCCUGUCACGCUACAGGAGAUUGUACUGCCUUGUGCUCAUUGCUUAUUAUAGAAGUUAUUUGUUUGUCAGACCAUUUUGAUGUAAAUUUUCUGCAACACUCAUUAUUCAUUAUCUCAGUGACUUUACAGAGUAAAUGGGGAGAUGAUUAUCUAGCAGAACUGUGCAUUUGAAUAUAGAAAGUUCCUCAGAUAUGUUUACAUUUCGUCCACAUUAUUUUCACAUAACAUUAUUAUAGUACACACUGAUUAUUUUAGGAAAAAGACAGAUUGUGAAUAUUUUGCCUGCAAAGUGGACGUAUUGAUGGUUACGUUUGUUUCAGUACGAGUACAUUAUUUUAUCCAAGGUUAUCUUCAUGGGAUUCCGGUGAACCCUAAAGAUUGAACCCAAAGACGUACCCAUGUCCUAAAAUGGACACCAUACACUGUUAUGCGUGGCGUCCAUUUUAAGGUUAUCCGUUAUCCUCUGCGGAAGGCCUGUCAUUCUUCUCUGUUGUCAGUUCAAUCGUUAUACAGUAUGAAUCUGCAGGUUCUUGCUUUGUUUUGAUCUUGAACAUGUUCUGUGUUUUCAGAAUGUGGGGUGUGACUACGAGAUUGACUCCAACGCGGUGGAGGAUCGCUGUGGGGUUUGCCAUGGCAACGGGUCUACUUGUGAGACUGUGAAGAAGACCUUUGAGGAGAGCGAAGGGCUUGGUAUGACACUCCUGCUACUCUCUGCACUUAAAGUGGCGCUCCAGUCUCCAUUUUACACCUGAUUUACUUAACAAAAGGCACAUCCCAAUAGGCCCCCUGUAGCUCAGUUGGUAGAGCAUGGCGUUUGCAACGCCAGGGUUGUGGGUUCGCUUCCCACGGGGGGCCAGUAUGAAAAAUGUAUGCACUCACUAACUGUAAGUCGCUCUGGAUAAGAGCAUCUGCUAAAUGACUAAAAUGUAAAUGUGGUCGAGGUAUGUAAUGACAUAGCACAAAGAGGAGGGGGAGGGGGAGGGGGAGGGGGGAGGUUUCCUCUAUUUGUUUAUCUAUUGCUCCCCUAAGGUUCCUCAAGCAAGGGGGGAGGCCGAUGACGUCACAGAUUCCCAUAAGACCAACUCCUUGAAUGCCCUACUCCUUGAAGUUUGCAGUUGUCUAAAAAACACUAUCUCAAUGUAUUUUAUUUUUUUACCAUUUAGUGUGUGUACUUUACUGUAUUUAUACUUGGGAUGCCACCUUUUCGACGGUAAAAGUUAUAGGAAUCACUGGAGGACAUAUACUGAUAUAGGAUCAGCUCUCCUCAACCCAAUCCAAACCUUAACCAUUAUGAGAUAAACAACCAGACUGACCCUGGAACAGGUUUUAAAGUGAUAGUGUUUUUAAAGCGGUAGACAGUGUAACUGUACACUGGGUAUUGUGAUCAGCGUCCCAUAGCAUGGCUUGAGAUGUCAGUUUGAAUGUGAACUAGGUCAUGUACCGCAUCUCGAGUUUCUGUCUCAUAAUCAACCAAAUGUUUGGUGGUACAGUAUUAUAUUUCCAUAGACUUCAAAGCAUAAGUCUGACAUCCGUAUUAAGAAGGUAUCAAACUGGGUGGAUUACAAGACAAUAAACUAGGUCAACUAGAAAAGUAAAGUUUCAGUAGAAGUGUACUGAGAGUUGGAAGUUGAACAGCCCCUCUUGACUGGACCCUGUCUGUCUCCCAGGCUAUGUGGACAUUGGGCUGAUUCCAGAGGGGGCGCGGGACAUUCGCAUCGAGGAGGUGGCCGAGGCUGGGAAUUUCUUGGCUCUCCGGAGUGACGACCCCGGCAAGUACUUCCUGAACGGCGGCUGGACUAUCCAAUGGAAUGGGGAAUACAAGGCGGCGGGGACGGUGUUCACCUAUGAGAGGACAGGCCAACUGGAGAACCUGACCUCCCCUGGACCAACCUUAGAGCCAGUGUGGAUACAGGUAGGAUCACACACACACACACGUAGGUGUGCACCAGACACACACAAACACACACACACGCCAGACACUCCGAACUGUCGUUUAACAGGCAUUGCAUGGUCUGUUUAUCUAAAAUACCGUCCACUUGGGAGAUGUUACCCAGGUCAACCAACACAUAAACAGACAAAUAUGUGCACUUACACACAUUUUAAUUUGUUUUAUUCAACUUUAAUCAAACUGGGAUAUCUUUUCAAUUAAAUUCUAUUUUGCAUGAUUGGCUCUACGAUGAUAGUUUUAUGGAGAUCUAAGAUGAUGUUCGCUUUUGAUUAUAAGUAGCUAUUCCCCUAACAGGGUUUGGUUGUUCAGGCAGUGUAGGUGUUUACACUGAGCUACAGUAAUUCAAUAAAUGUAUAUUUUUUCAUAGGCUGUGUCAUUUCAAAAACUUUAACCCUGCUGUGCCAACCUGCGCAAAACUAAGGCAACAGUUUCCAAGAAUUGUUUGUUGUUGACCUUGAGAGAAUCCACUUUGAAUCUGUACAAUUCUCAUCCGGCGGGAAUUCCUUUUUGUUAUGGCUACAAAAGAGAAGGGUUCUUUGGUCGAAGCCGUUUCAUUUCGAAAGGUGGUGCAGUAUUCUGUCCUCCCUGUCACUACAAAUUCCCCCCAUGUACAGUAAAUGAAUCCACAGCUACACCCGUACAAAGGCAUCACAACAACAGAGCCACAAUCCCAAUGCCUGUCUUUAGACUUUAAAGUAACCGACUGCCCAGUGAAAAUCUCACUUUUAACUAAUAUCUGUUAAUUCAUAUCCAAAUAAUGUUGUUGACUCGUCCUAUACUCUUAUUUCUGGCAAAAGCAUAAAAAAGACAAACAUCUCAAACAGACGGUUUCAAAAACGCUUGCUAUUUCCUCAUAGAACAUGUCAUCUCCCUAAGGAGGAUGAGCUGGCCAAUCAGUGGUCUAGAGGAGGAUGAGCUGGCCAAUCAGUGGUCUAGAGGAGGAUGAGCUGGCCAAUCAGCGGUCUAGAGGAAGGAUGAGCUGGCCAAUCAGUGGUCUAGAGGAGGAUGAGCUGGCCAAUCAGCAGUCUAGAGGAGGAUGAGCUGGCCAAUCAGUGGUCUAGAGGAGGAUGAGCUGGCCAAUCAGCAGUCUAGAGGAAGGAUGAGCUGGCCAAUCAGCAGUCUACUUGCAUGAAUAUUUUAAUGACCGGUAUACGACCACACCAUUCCAACACAGAAAAGCUGCUUUUUAACUUACUUAAUUAAACAUUUUUGGAAGGAAAACUAUUUAACUCAUAUUGUAAGUAAUUUUAGGUCAUAUCUCAUAGAAAUCUGGAAACACUGGGCAGUUACUUUAAGCAGAAGUUGUUUAAGCAGGCCUUUGAGUUGUUGAAGCAGGCCUUUGAAUUGCUGAAGCAGGCCUUUGAAUUGAACGCGGCUCCAGCAGCAUCUUCUGUUGUCCCCAAAGAAAGUGGCAUCAGGGUUCAUUAGGGAUGUAGGCCAGGUGGUGGAGGCAGUACCAGGGGGCAGAUAA